This is a messenger RNA of Prorocentrum cordatum, 339 nucleotides long. The record is from the annotation of a GenBank genome assembly. Lineage: Eukaryota; Dinophyceae; Prorocentrales; Prorocentraceae.
AUGAUCAAUACGAAUGUAGACGGUCCCCUCGCAGGCACCGAGGCUGGAAAUCUGUUGUGCGAUUGGUUCUGGGAUGUGAUGCAGCGUUUCGGUGCCGAGCGGCGUGCCAAGCUCCUGCAGUUUGCGACGGGGUCGUCGCGCGUCCCGGGCGACGGGUUCCGUGGGCUCGAGCCGCCCUUCUGCCUCUACCUCUGCGCGGGGCCGGCGGAGCGGCUGCCGACGGCGAGCACCUGCAGCAACCAGCUCAACCUCGCACCCUACACCUCGCGCAGCAUGCUCAUCGACAGGCUGAGGGUGAUCUGCUCCGCCGAGGCGUCGCUGGGCUUCGGCUUCGUCUGA